AUGAGUGAGCAAACAAAUAGGCACUCACUUUCCAUUCGAUCUACAGACUCAGAAAGCACUGAAGAAAAGAACUCAGCAACACUUACUACUAUUGCAGCAACUGAAAUUCCGGAAAAAACAAAUACGAUUUCUGCCGACGAUGUUGACCUUUACCCUAAAGGGUGUCACGAGGUUGGAGGAAAAGGAUUGCAGUUUGAGGAUCGUUUUGUUGUAAACUUUUACAAUACGACAAAUAAUUCCAAUGUUGAAAUGCGCGUAAAUCCCGAAACUGCAAAUACAAACAUACCUAAAAAUACCAGAAAUGUUUAUUAUAGAAACAACUCAAACACCAUUAGUACAAGUUCCAGCGAACGUUUUUUUAAUCGAAUAAGACCUUCUCCACAAACAUUAUCCACCAUAAUUAUCCCUAUAAUUAUAUUUAUAUUGGGUAUUAUUAUGGGUUUAGCCGUAUUUUUCGUGAUACUAGGCCAAGAACGUAGACG
Dentiscutata heterogama is the source of this 482-nucleotide messenger RNA. Lineage: Eukaryota; Fungi; Glomeromycota; Glomeromycetes; Diversisporales; Gigasporaceae. The record is from the annotation of a GenBank genome assembly.